AUGGAGAACAUCAACAUUCCCGAGCUCGUCGAGCGCCUCGGCGCCGAGGAGGACUCGGUUCGCAAGAUGGCCGUAUUCAAGCUGCAGUCUGUCAUCGGCGACCCAUCGUUCGCCGACGUCUUCAUCCUGGAAGGCGGCCUCCCGAAGCUGCGCUACCUCUGCUUGAACGCCACCGGCAACACGCUCGCAUACGCCCUGACCUCUUUUUCCCGUUUGCUGGAUCUUGACCAGGGCUGGGAUCAGGUCAACCAUGACCUCAUUGAACGGGUCGUCGAGCUCGUUGUGAGCCAGCCGCUUGUGAACAUUCUCCGCGGCGCCAUGUCUAUUCUCGUUGCCGUCGUGUCGCACCCGCACUCACGCGCCUCGAUCCCACCCGGCACCUACGGCUUCCGCGCCCUCAAACCCGCCGUCGCCGUGUACCCCCAGUUCCUGGAGAUGCUCGUGAGCCGCCUGUCGUCGGCCGAUCACGCCCUCUGCGCCAAUGCGCUCCAGCUUAUCAACUCGCUCAUGAGGGAUGCCAUCACGAACGACUCGGAAGCUGAAUGGCAUGCCUUCAUCAAGAAGCUGCAAGAUCUGGGGGUCAUAGAGGCCGUCUACGUUCUGAUGCAGAGCAGUGCGCUGCAGGACUUGGCACACCCGCUAUUCGAGUUCCAGUCGCUUAGCAAGGUUCUGCUGAGGAAGUGGAGGGAGCUCAGGGUGGAUCUGGAGAAGUCGGAGCACCGUCGUGCGCUCAAGGGACUUCACCUGGCCAGCAACCCAGAAAGGCCGCCAUCGAGCAAGAGCAAGGGCAGCAAAGGCAGCAAAAAGCAUCACCCCGAGAAGUGGCGCAGGCUGGGCUUCGAGGGCGAGUCGCCGUCUUGGGAAUUUGAUCACACGGGCUAUCUGGGUCUCAUGGAUCUUACCGACUACGUCCGCAAGCACGAGGACGCUUAUCAGAAGCUUCUUCUGGAGCAGUCUAUUCAGCCUUCGGAGCAAAGGUGUCCGAUUGCACGUGCCAGUAUUGCGGUGACUAUGAUCUUGUACGACCACUUCGAGGUGGAGAAGUGCGAGAACGAAGACCAGCAACGAUACACCAUUCUGGAGUCGCGGACCAACUUCGACCGUGCAUUCAGGCCUCUUCUGCUCCAAUGGUCUCGUCUACACACCAGCGGUCUUCAGGCUUUCUUCCGGCUUUGGCAGGCUACUGGUGCUGAGACGGAGGAUUUCCAAAAGGUUGAGGAAUUGGUCCAAAUCUUAUUUGAACAGGUGAUUGGGCAGGCACCUCGUCAGAAGGAUCUUCAGGAGGUUGAGGAAGAACUCGCUGAGUUUGACUAUAAGAGACUGCGCGAGCUGCAAAUCGAACUGCUUGAGCUCACGUACGAGGAUGCAUGGGGCCACCACCUCCGCCAAGUUCGAGAUGAGCUUAACCACGAGGCUCUGCAGUUCGUUAAGGAGCAACGAAUCAGAUGCCUGCUCGCCGGUUCAUGGUUCCCGCACACGUUGGGAUACAGGGAUGAAAGUGGUCCCGUCACCAAGAACACGCUCAACCGCAUGGUACCAUCCUCGUGGCGCUAUGUCCGACUGUCACAUAACCGACGAUAUCUGCACUAUGCGGACUUCGAGAACAAGCUGGAACAGGACCCGCGCCUCGACCAGCUGCAGAAUCAAAUCGACCUUACCAUAGUCUCUUCCGUCGUCUCCAACGUCUCGGCCAGCACACCUUCCACCGCUUCCUCAGCCUCCACCCUGCGUACUCUUCCUGCGAGCACCAGCACCAAGAUCACUAUCUUCGGUUACCCCAACGAGAAGUCGCACGGCAGUGGCACCUCUUCUUCUCAACACCCGAGCACCUCACACUCCUCUCGCUCCAAUCCAUCCUCCACCAAGGACGGCGCCAUCAAAGACAUCGCAUCGGCCGCUAGCACCAAGGAAAGUGUGCUACUGACGCUGCACCCCCAGAGCCACACGCUUGCGUCCGAGUGGCUCGACGGCCUGCUCAUGCUGCUCAACCAGCAGCCCAUUACAGCCGACACCAACAAGCUCGUCCAGCUCGUUGGCGGCUACGGCCUGAAGAUCCGUCUCCUGAACGUCCGCUUCGAGGAGUUGGACUCUGGCGAGCCGGAGUUACCAACUAGGGAGGGAUUGGAUGAGGAUUAUUGGUAUGACAUUGGCGGACUGGAGGGGUCGGUGGAGUGA
Lasiodiplodia theobromae is the source of this 2175-nucleotide messenger RNA. RefSeq names its product Elmo ced-12 family protein. The coding region runs from base 1 to 2175 and encodes 724 amino acids. Gene Ontology annotation, biological process: actin filament organization; cell motility. The transcript has 4 exons. Lineage: Eukaryota; Fungi; Ascomycota; Dothideomycetes; Botryosphaeriales; Botryosphaeriaceae. The record is from RefSeq and is a predicted model, not a curated record. Gene Ontology annotation, cellular component: plasma membrane.